Molecule: messenger RNA, 1422 nt
Organism: Phacochoerus africanus (Common warthog)
Lineage: Eukaryota; Metazoa; Chordata; Mammalia; Artiodactyla; Suidae
Gene: TMEM252
Product: transmembrane protein 252
Exons: 2
Coding region: 83-589 (168 amino acids)
Source: RefSeq, a predicted model, not a curated record
GCUGGCUAAUGAGAGCAUUCUCUCUGAGCAAGGGGAGCAGGGGAGUGGAAAGGUUGGGGAGCUGGCUUCCAAAGGAGCAGGGAUGUGCAAGAGAUCCAGUCUAGUUCUCUGUGCCUUUGCCCUCCUGAUGGGCUUUCUGAUGAUCUGCCUGGGAGCCUACUUCAUUUCCACAGGCUCCAUGUUCAGCUGCCAAGGGAACCUGAUUCUGGCCUAUGUGCUUCUGCCUCUGGGGUUUGUGAUCCUUCUGAGUGGAAUUUUCUGGAGCACCUACCGCCAGGCCAGUGAAAGCAAAGGGGUGUUCGGCCGGGUGCUCAGACAGCACCGUGCUCAGGGGGCCAUGCCCUUGGCCACAGUGGACAGGCCAGAUUUUUACCCUCCUGCUUAUGAAGAGAGGCUUGAUGCUGAAAAGCAAGCCUGUCCUGCAGAACCAGAGGCCCUUGGUGUUCCUCCACCUCCAUAUUCAGAGACAGGCCUCAUAUAUGAAGAUGAAGAUGAUGCCCACCCCGAAGCCCCACCAUCCUACAAUGAGUCAGUAGCAGACAGCGUGGUGGAAGCAAUACCAUCGCAGAGGCAAAGCCAAGAGUGCUGAAGCAGGGGAACUUCUACAUCCCUCAGGAUAUACUCUCGUGGGAUGCAGCUGCUAAUAAUAAAUGCAGGCAGGGACAGUGGGAGGAAAAGCCACAUCAGUGACCCCACAUGAGAGCUCACAGAAGGGAUGCUGUGUGUGACAACAAUGCAAUUCCACACAGGUGCUUGGCCUGCGAGGGCAGAGUGGGGCCUGGAAGGAUGUGGUCAACACCAAGGAACAUUUGCAAGGAUUUGAACUAAUCCCAACCCAGGUCAGCUUUUGGAUUGCAAAAAUGUUGUGAGAGCUCUGCUCCACAGAGAGACUUUCUACUCCCCCCUCGACUCCUCUCCCAUCACCUCGGUCCCCAGCAGAGGGGGAAAGAUGCUGCUUAUGGGGACACCACACACCUUCAUGUGCUGCAUUACCUAAUAAUCACAAAGGGAAAGUAUGCUGGAAAUGAAGGGUCAUUACCAUUUAAACUGUGGGUUCUGCUGGCUGGUUGCAUAGUUACCCUCCUUGACCGUGUUACCAGAGUGACAUAGUAAUUCACACUGUAAGAGAUUUGCCCCUGGAACCCAUGAACACAUGAUUUUAACAUGUGCAUUUUAUUUCUAUGUGGAAGGAAAAUGACUUCAAUAUUUGCUUUCAAAAUGGUUCAAGCACAAAAUUUUAAAUGAGUAUUUUAAGGAUGGGAUGGUUGUACGAACAUAUAUGACGAGCUUUCUUGGAGACUCCAGUUGAAUAAAGAGCAUACUUAAAAAUUCAUACUACACAGAAUGCAGGAAGAAAAGAAUUUGUACUAGCCAUAGGUUGUAUUAAUAUAGAAUUUGACAUAAGCCUCGCAAAAUUUUAAA